UAAACGAGAAGGCAUACAAACCUGUGCUGCUUGCCAUCGGUCCUUACAACGAUCAAAGCACGGUUGGCCAGGGGUUUAUGAAAGAGCAUAAAUUGCGAUAUCUAUAUCAAAUGCUUAAAAGAACGGAAGGAAGUGUAGAAACAUACAUUGCCACCAUGAAAGAAUUGGAAAAAGGAGCUCGUAAUUGCUAUGGAGAACACAUUAGCCACACCUCAGAGGAGUUUGUAGAAAUGAUGGUACUUGAUGGGUGUUUCAUUAUUGAGUUGUUCCACAAGUAUGAAAUCUACAAGAAAGCAGAAGAUUGUCAUGAAGAUGACCCAAUCUUUCAAAUGCAGUGGGUGCGUUCUAGAAUAGCUCGUGAUCUACUGUUAUUUGAAAAUCAACUUCCAUUCUUUGUUUUGGAUAAAUUGUUUGGAAUGAGUGAGAGUAACAACACACUACUUCAUAACAGAUCCAAAAAGUUAGGAGAACACGUUGUCGAUAUUGAUGAGGAGAAAGAUGGAAUUAGUGUUGAAAGCUUUACCUCCACAGCUCAGGCUAUCCAGACACGACUUAAGGAUCUUGCCCUCGAUUUUUUCUCCUACUUUUUACCAUUUGAAUGGAAUGUCGAUGCAUCAAGUUAUAAUUUAAUCGAAAAGAUUACGCAUCUACUUUGUUUGGCGCAUGAUGCUCUCACCGCUUCACUUCUAGACAUGGUAUGUCAAUGUUUAACGAUCGGGUUCAGAUUCAAGAACACAGAGUUUGAGCAUCUCCUUGGUCUCAUACAUGCAACCAUUGGUAUUUCAUUACUUGAUACAGAAAUAGAUCAUGCCAAAGAACAUCAAGAGGAAGGAGUCAAACUCAAGGUGGCAGAGAUAUUUAAGCGCCUAUUUGGCCUAAUUCAUGAAGCUAUCAUUCCAUUACUUGCAAAGAAACCUAGAUUCCAAGUCAAUAUGGCAGCAAUUGAAAAUGAAGACUGGGAAUCAAUUCCGUUUGGCUCAGAGUUUCAGGAGGCUGGAGUUGCAUUCAAUAUAGCAAAGAAAUUUAAGGAUGAUCUAUUUGAGAUUUGGAGUUGGACAACAAUACCUUAUGCCAUUGAACUUCAAGAGGCUGGAAUUGAAUUCGACAAGGCAAAGAAAUUUAAGGAUCUACAUGCUCAUCGAAAUAGGAAUGAAGACCAGAAGUCAAAAUUGUGUGAAACAGGGACGCAAAUGGAUGUAGAUGAAUUAAAGACAGUAGAGAAAUUGAAGAGUCUACUUUGUCUGGACAAGAUUGAAAACUGGAAGUCAGUACCUUAUGGUAAGGAGCUUCAUGAGGCUGGAGUCGAAUUCAACAAGGCAAAGAAAUUUAAGCGUCUACUUGCUCUUAGAGAGAUUGAAGCCAUGAACAUACAUGGUGCCACAGAGCUUGCAGAGGCUGGAAUCAAAUUCAAGAAGGCAAAGAAAUCUAAUUUGUUUUCCAUAAAGUUCAACAAUGGGCUAAUGGAGAUUUCACCUUUGAGCAUAGAAGAUCAUACAGAGACUUACUUACGAAAUCUAAUUGCAGAUGAGCAAUACUGUCAUCCACCUUGCAAUGUGAAUUACGUCACCAACUAUGUGUGCUUCAUGGAUGAUCUCAUUAAUACUCCAAAGGAUGUUAAGUUACUCCGUCAUAGAGGAAUUAUCCAUAACAAUUUGGGUGAUGAUGAAAUUAUUUCCACCAUGGUUAACAAGCUUGGUCACUAUGUCAGUUUUUCAACCAACAUUUAUGCUAGAACUAUCAUGGAUGUGAACAUGCAUUGUAGGAGACGCAGGAAUGUAUGGAUGGCAAAAUUAAGGCGUGAUUAUUUCAACAGUCCUUGGGCAUCGGUUUCAUUUCUGGUUGCUUUCUUAUUGCUUGCACUUACAAUUACACAAACCAUAUUUUCCAUUAUUCAUUAGGUUUUUCGUGCAGUGUGUUAAUCUUGAUGUUUGUUCUCAUAGUUAAAUGUAAUAAAUGUCGAAUAAUAAGAUUUUA
Molecule: messenger RNA, 1974 nt
Organism: Juglans microcarpa x Juglans regia
Lineage: Eukaryota; Viridiplantae; Streptophyta; Magnoliopsida; Fagales; Juglandaceae
Exons: 2
Coding region: 78-1898 (606 amino acids)
Source: RefSeq, a predicted model, not a curated record